AUGACCCCCCCAACGCCCCUCCUCACCAGAUCCCUCCGAUCAAGGGGCUUACUCUCCCUUCCGUCCUUCACCAAAACCCUACAAAGACCCCUCUCUACCAUCACCAACCAACUCCCCCCUCCACCACCAAAACACUGGAUCCCCGACCUCCGCGCCCGCCUAGGCAAAUGCAUCAUCUUCGGCUGCACCCACUCCCAAAUCACCCGCGCGUCCUCCGUUCUCAAAGCCCUAUCAACCGAAUGGAAGUCUCUUGUCGCCGGCAGUGAAGGGUUCCUCACCGGGGGAAGGAGAGGGCUAGACGGGAGGCAGAUUGCCUGGGGGGAGAUGGAUAGUUUUCAACACGUCAACAAUGUGAAUUACUAUCGGUAUGCCGAGUCGGCAAGAGUAAACUGGAUCACCAACUUUGCCGUUCAUGUUAAUCCGAAACAUAGGCAGCAUUGGGCGGAACUGAUGACGCCCCAGUCGACCGGGUUAAUUAAGAAAAGUUUGAAGUGGGAUUUCAAGUUUUGUAAGCUUUCCCCCCCCCCCCCCGAGUUGACAGAGAAAACAAAGCCAAUGGUUUACCCUGAUAAGAUCUCCGUCUAUCACAAGCUCCGCUGCAGGCCUGAGGGGGACCCGGCGCCGAGUAAUUUCAUGCUGGAUUGUAUCGUCUUGUCUCAUCAGCAUAGAAGGGUGGCGGCACGCUUGGAGGAGGAUAUCGUUGUUUAUGACUACAAGGCUGCGAAAAAGACGAGCAUGCCUGGGUUUAUGAUGGAGUUGUUCCAGCAGACGUGGGAGAUGCAGCAGGCUGAGGAGGUGAGGGCGAGGACGAGGAUUUGGGAGUUGAUUGGGGAGGUGGAGGGGUUGGAGAAGGAGACGUGGGAUAGGGAGGAUGCGGUAGAGGAUUUGGGGAGUGCUGGUAAGAGUAGUGCUUGA
Podospora anserina S mat+ is the source of this 915-nucleotide messenger RNA. RefSeq lists its product as uncharacterized. Bases 1 to 915 code for a protein of 304 amino acids. NCBI's taxonomy places the organism in Eukaryota, Fungi, Ascomycota, Sordariomycetes, Sordariales, Podosporaceae. Gene Ontology annotation, molecular function: fatty acyl-CoA hydrolase activity. The record is from RefSeq and is a predicted model, not a curated record. The transcript is spliced from 3 exons.